Molecule: messenger RNA, 1463 nt
Organism: Alternaria rosae
Lineage: Eukaryota; Fungi; Ascomycota; Dothideomycetes; Pleosporales; Pleosporaceae
Exons: 1
Coding region: 176-1402 (408 amino acids)
Source: RefSeq, a predicted model, not a curated record
ACUAGAUUGUUGCUCGGCAAUCUGUCCGAGGUUCAGACUCCCCGUCUGCUCAGCCGUAUACAAACAGUCGUAUGUUUUUGACCCAACUUUUUAGCCGACCUUUUGCGCAACCAGACUUGCCGCCGACUCUAUUUGCGCAUGCAUGGAAACGAUAACGCCGUAACACCAGUCCCUCAUGCACCCCUCAACACCAUGCAAUCACUUCAACUCAAGCUACCUACAAUUCGCCGGAAACAUCGAUGAAUGGGUGCGCAGGGGACAUUCUUACACACUCGAAGGAUAUAAACAUAGCUAUGGUGAAGCCAGAUCCAUCUGGGACGACUUUGUGGAACACGUUCUGGAGUUGAUGUCCGAAUGCCCUGACUACGCGGAUACUAUCAAGGAAUUACCGGACAGAGUUGCGCGCUGGCCCCUGAGAGGAUGUCACGAUCUGUUGCGACUAAAGGACGCACAUCUCCAGCCAUGGCUCAUCCUCGAUCAUGCUGAGCUCGAGCGCUUGUCAGACAUGCUACCGAGCUUCUCGGAGACCGAGCGACCGUACGAGAAUACGUGCUAUGACUAUUCAGCAGCUGCUGUGGCGCUGCAGUUCUUCGCUUCCUGCACCAAGAUGAUGCGAUCUUCCGUCCGUAAGAUUAUUCUUAAGGAGAACGAUGUGUCGGUAGCACAACUAGAAUGCCACGGUCGAGGUUUCGUUCCAAUAUGCCAAGAAAAUACAUCACUCCGCAUUGAACGCCGCGUCAGCCUGUGGAAAGCCGUGUUCUUGGUUUCUCCACGCCGCCAUCAAGAGUACAUCAAGAAGUAUAUCACAGCGGCAGAAAGUGACCAGGACAGCAGUAACUUUCAGGACGAUCUUUUGCGCGCUUAUACUGUCACAAAGUCGAUAGGAAAAUGGGUGACUGAGGCAAUGGCUUUACAAUCUCUCGGGAUGCCGGAAGGUUCGCAUACGCUUGUACUAGAGGGGGACUCCAUUCCGAAUCACACAGCCAACGUGUUCCGAAUCGUACAGCGGGAUGCUGCAUGGCAAGCUGCACUGGACAUAUGUUACUCCCUCGAUGUAUUCGAGUUCAAUCCUUCGUGGCUGAGUAGGCGCCUUCACCAGGCUUUUGCCUUCAGCGGGCUGCCUGAAAUGGUUUGUACGCUUUCCACGGAUAGUGCUCCAGUCAGAUGUAACUUCCCAUUGCACUCGCCGUUCGAUCUCGAUAGCAGUGUCCAGGAACUACUUGAGAGAUCAGGAAAUCUCUCAGGUCAUAAUCAUAGAUGGAGGUGGGCGGAGGAUUGGGGCACACGGUGGAGCAGACACAAUCCGUUAGAAUUCCAGACCGAAGCACCGUUGCCUCCGUGGCAUAUGCUUCGCUGGCGGCAUGUUCUGCAACAGAUCCCUCCUACGUACUUGAGGCGGUAGCAAAUCGAGUACCUUCGGCACGCGGUCACCCAUAUCGAUUACGGGACGUGAUGCACACACC